AUGGACCGGUUGGACCAACUGACGUGUUGGUCCUAUGGACCGGUUGGACCAACUUGCCUGUUGGUCCUAUGGACCGGUUGGACCAACUGGCAUGUUGGUCCUAUGGACCGGUUGGACCAACAGGCCUGUUGGUCCUAUGGACCGGCUGGACCAACAGGCCUGUUGGCCGAAUGGACCGGCUGGACCAACUGGCCUGUUGGCCGAAUGGACCGGUUGGACCAACUGGCCUGUUGGCCGAAUGGACCGGUUGGACCAACUGGCCUGUUGGUCCUAUGGACCGGUUGGACCAACUGGCAUGUUGAUCCUAUGGACCGGUUGGACCAACUGGCCUGUUGGUCCUAUGGACCGGUUGGACCAACUGGCAUGUUGUUCCAAUGGACCUGUUGGACCAACUUGCGUGUUGGUCCUAUGGACCGGUUGGACCAACUUGCCUGUUGGUCCUAUGGACCGGUUGGACCAACUGGCCUGUUGGUCCUAUGGACCGGUUGGACCAACUGGCCUGUUGGUCCUAUGGACCGGUUGGACCAACUGGCCUGUUGGUCCUAUGGACCGGUUGGACCAACUGGCCUGUUGGUCCUAUGGACCGGUUGGACCAACUGGCCUGUUGGUCCUAUCGACCGAUUGGACCAACUGGCCUGUUGGUCCUAUGGACCGGUUGGACCAACUGGCCUGUUGGUCCUAUGGACCGGUUUGACCAACUGGCCUGUUGGUCCUAUGGACCGAUUGGACCAACUGGCCUGUUGGUCCUAUGGACCGAUUGGACCAAUUGGCCUGUUGGCCGAAUGGACCGGUUGGACCAACUGGCCUGUUGGUCCUAUGGACCGGUGGACCAACUGGCCUGUUGGUCCUAUGGACCGGUUGGACCAACUGGCAUGUUGGUCCUAUGGACCGAUUGAACCAACUGGCCUUUUGGUCCUAUGGACCGGUUGGACCAACAGGCCUGUUGGUCCUAUGGACCGGUUGGACCAACUGGCCUGCUGGUCCUAUGGACCGGUUGGACCAACUGGCCUGUUGGUCCUAUGGACCGGUUGGACCAACUUGCAUAAUGUUCCAAUGGACCGGUUGGACCAACUGGCCUGUUGGCCGAAUGGACCGGUUGGACCAACUGGCCUGUUGGUCCUAUGGACCGGUUGGACCAACUGGCAUGUUGAUCCUAUGGACCGGUUGGACCAACUGGCCUGUUGGUCCUAUGGACCGGUUGGACCAACUGGCAUGUUGUUCCAAUGGACCUGUUGGACCAACUUGCGUGUUGGUCCUAUGGACCGGUUGGACCAACUUGCCUGUUGGUCCUAUGGACCGGUUGGACCAACUGGCCUGUUGGUCCUAUGGACCGGUUGGACCAACUGGCCUGUUGGUCCUAUGGACCGGUUGGACCAACUGGCCUGUUGGUCCUAUGGACCGGUUGGACCAACUGGCCUGUUGGUCCUAUGGACCGGUUGGACCAACUGGCCUGUUGGUCCUAUCGACCGAUUGGACCAACUGGCCUGUUGGUCCUAUGGACCGGUUGGACCAACUGGCCUGUUGGUCCUAUGGACCGGUUUGACCAACUGGCCUGUUGGUCCUAUGGACCGAUUGGACCAACUGGCCUGUUGGUCCUAUGGACCGAUUGGACCAACUGGCCUGUUGGCCGAAUGGACCGGUUGGACCAACUGGCCUGUUGGUCCUAUGGACCGGUGGACCAACUGGCCUGUUGGUCCUAUGGACCGGUUGGACCAACUGGCAUGUUGGUCCUAUGGACCGAUUGAACCAACUGGCCUUUUGGUCCUAUGGACCGGUUGGACCAACAGGCCUGUUGGUCCUAUGGACCGGUUGAACCAACUGGCCUGCUGGUCCUAUGGACCGGUUGGACCAACAGGCCUGUUGGUCCUAUGGACCGGUUGGACCAACUGGCAUGUUGGUCCUAUGGACCGGUUGGACCAACAGGCCUGUUGGUCCUAUGGACCGGCUGGACCAACAGGCCUGUUGGCCGAAUGGACCGGCUGGACCAACUGGCCUGUUGGCCGAAUGGACCGGUUGGACCAACUGGCCUGUUGGCCGAAUGGACCGGUUGGACCAACUGGCCUGUUGGUCCUAUGGACCGGUUGGACCAACUGGCAUGUUGAUCCUAUGGACCGGUUGGACCAACUGGCCUGUUGGUCCUAUGGACCGGUUGGACCAACUGGCAUGUUGUUCCAAUGGACCUGUUGGACCAACUUGCGUGUUGGUCCUAUGGACCGGUUGGACCAACUUGCCUGUUGGUCCUAUGGACCGGUUGGACCAACUGGCCUGUUGGUCCUAUGGACCGGUUGGACCAACUGGCCUGUUGGUCCUAUGGACCGGUUGGACCAACUCGCCUGUUGGUCCUAUGGACCGGUUGGACCAACUGGCCUGCCUGUUGGUCCUAUGGACCGGUUGGACCAACUGGCCUGCUGGUCCUAUGGACCGGUUGGACCAACUGGCCUGUUGGUCCUAUGGACCGGUUGGACCAACUGGCAUGUUGAUCCUAUGGACCGGUUGGACCAACUGGCUUGUUGGUCCUAUGGACCGGUUGGACCAACUGGCAUGUUGUUCCAAUGGACCUGUUGGACCAACUUGCGUGUUGGUCCUAUGGAGCGGUUGGACCAACUUGCCUGUUGGUCCUAUGGACCGGUUGGACCAACUGGCCUGUUGGUCCUAUGGACCGGUUGGACCAACUGGCCUGUUGGUCCUAUCGACCGGUUGGACCAACUGGCCUGUUGGUCCUAUGGACCGGUUGGACCAACUGGCCUGUUGGUCCUAUGGACCGGUUGGACCAACUGGCCUGUUGGUCCUAUCGACCGAUUGGACCAACUGGCCUGUUGGUCAUAUGGACCGGUUGGACCAACUAGCCUGUUGGUCCUAUGGACCGGUUUGACCAACUGGCCUGUUGGUCCUAUGGACCGAUUGGACCAACUGGCCUGUUGGUCCUAUGGACCGAUUGGACCAACUGGCCUGUUGGCCGAAUGGACCGGUUGGACCAACUGGCCUGUUGGUCCUAUGGACCGGUGGACCAACUGGCCUGUUGGUCCUAUGGACCGGUUGGACCAACUGGCAUGUUGGUCCUAUGGACCGAUUGAACCAACUGGCCUUUUGGUCCUAUGGACCGGUUGGACCAACUGGCCUGCUGGUCCUAUGGACCGGUUGGACCAACUGGCCUGUUGGUCCUAUGGACCGGUUGGACCAACUUGCAUAAUGUUCCAAUGGACCUGUUGGACCAACUGGCCUGUUGGCCGAAUGGACCGGUUGGACCAACUGGCCUGUUGGCCGAAUGGACCGGUUGGACCAACUGGCCUGUUGGUCCUAUGGACCGGUUGGACCAACUGGCAUGUUGAUCCUAUGGACCGGUUGGACCAACUGGCCUGUUGGUCCUAUGGACCGGUUGGACCAACUGGCAUGUUGUUCCAAUGGACCUGUUGGACCAACUUGCGUGUUGGUCCUAUGGACCGGUUGGACCAACUUGCCUGUUGGUCCUAUGGACCGGUUGGACCAACUGGCCUGUUGGUCCUAUGGACCGGUUGGACCAACUGGCCUGUUGGUCCUAUGGACCGGUUGGACCAACUGGCCUGUUGGUCCUAUGGACCGGUUGGACCAACUGGCCUGUUGGUCCUAUGGACCGGUUGGACCAACUGGCCUGUUGGUCCUAUCGACCGAUUGGACCAACUGGCCUGUUGGUCCUAUGGACUGGUUGGACCAACUGGCCUGUUGGUCCUAUGGACCGGUUUGACCAACUGGCCUGUUGGUCCUAUGGACCGAUUGGACCAACUGGCCUGUUGGUCCUAUGGACCGAUUGGACCAACUGGCCUGUUGGCCGAAUGGACCGGUUGGACCAACUGGCCUGUUGGUCCUAUGGACCGGUGGACCAACUGGCCUGUUGGUCCUAUGGACCGGUUGGACCAACUGGCAUGUUGGUCCUAUGGACCGAUUGAACCAACUGGCCUUUUGGUCCUAUGGACCGGUUGGACCAACAGGCCUGUUGGUCCUAUGGACCGGUUGGACCAACUGGCCUGCUGGUCCUAUGGACCGGUUGGACCAACUGGCCUGUUGGUCCUAUGGACCGGUUGGACCAACUUGCAUAAUGUUCCAAUGGACCUGUUGGACCAACUGGCCUGUUGGCCGAAUGGACCGGUUGGACCAACUGGCCUGUUGGCCGAAUGGACCGGUUGGACCAACUGGCCUGUUGGUCCUAUGGACCGGUUGGACCAACUGGCAUGUUGA
Messenger RNA from Closterium sp. Naga37s-1, 4212 nucleotides. The record is from the annotation of a GenBank genome assembly. Lineage: Eukaryota; Viridiplantae; Streptophyta; Zygnematophyceae; Desmidiales; Closteriaceae.